This is a messenger RNA of Hemiscyllium ocellatum (epaulette shark), 2699 nucleotides long. RefSeq names its product coiled-coil domain containing 9 (gene ccdc9). The coding region runs from base 162 to 2270 and encodes 702 amino acids. The transcript is spliced from 15 exons. NCBI's taxonomy places the organism in Eukaryota, Metazoa, Chordata, Chondrichthyes, Orectolobiformes, Hemiscylliidae. The record is from RefSeq and is a predicted model, not a curated record.
GGAGCUUAGUGAGUGUGUGUCUGUGUCUGUUUAGGGGAGAGGUGCACGAUUUGGCAGCGCUGGGAUCUAGCCACUGGCCUGGUGCAGGAGCCGACAGCAGUGAGGGAGAAGACGGGGUUUAAAGUGAGCUCAGAGUUAUUACCGACACACAGCAAGCCGUGAUGUCGAUGACCAUCGAUCCUGAUUUAAAAACACGGGAGGAGAAGGAUGCGGAGCUGGACCGGAGAAUUGAAGCUCUGCGAAAGAAGAACCAGGCGCUGAUGAAGAGACAUCAGGAAAUUGAAGAAGAUCGGAAAAAGGCAGAAGAGGACGGGGUCUCUGUGACCAGUCGGAAACAGAAACACGAGGCAGAACAUGAGCGCAAGUGGGGGGGCAAGGAGAUUGUGAUGGACAUCGCUGACCUGAGUAAAUCACCAGCUGAGAAGCGGUCGGUGAGCAAUAGGAAGACGGCGAGCUCUUCCCGGGGAUCCCUGGAACCUCACGGGAGAAGGUCAUGGACGUCAGGCCCCAGGCAGGAGGCUGAGGACUGGGAUGGCCACCAGCGCUCCCCAGGGAGCAGAACGGACAGGAUGACGUGGGGGGAUCACCCGAACAGGAGCCCCCGCAACGUCAGCGGACACGUGAGCCCGGCUGGAGAGAGACUGAGCCGGGGAGAGCGGGGUGGCCGUGCCAGAAGAGGCCGAGCGGGAGGAGGUGGACCUGACGGAGGAGGCCGGGGAUUGGGUACUGCUUCACAGCAGGAGAGGCGAGUCAAGGAAUGGGAAGAAAAGCGAAGACAGAACAUUGAGAAAAUGAACGAAGAAAUGGAGAAGAUCGCCGAAUACGAAAGGAGCCAGAUGGACGGAUCUGGUGAGAAAAACCCGGUGCGGAACUUUCUGGAUGACCCGCGGCGUUUGGGAUCCCUCCCUGACUGUGACCGUAAAGAUGGCAGCCGGCGGCAUGUCCGGAAUUGGGGAGGUCCUGACUUUGACAAGGUGAAGACCGGAUUGGAUCGCGGGGACAAGGAAUGGCAGGGCAGACGGUCAGGCUCCAAGGGUUCUGUCGACAUGACUAUGUCGAUGACUGGUCGUGAGAGAGCGGAGUAUGUGCGCUGGAAGAAGGAGCGGGAGCAGAUUGACCAGGAAAGGCUUGAGCGUCAUCGGAAUGCCAUGGGACAGUGGAGACGUGAGUGGGAUGCAGAGAAGACUGAAUCCAUGUUCAAAGAUAACCCAGUUCCCACCGGGUGUGCUGACGGCUACAGUAAGCGAGAUGACCACCGUCCUCCAAAGCCGCCAACCAUUUCAGACUUCAUCCCUGCAUCCAGAAGUAAGGAUCCAAAGAAGGGGAGACCGAAGCAGGAAAAUAAAAUUUACAGCAUGCACGACAAUCGAUGGGAAACGUGUGAAGCCAAACAUGAGCAGAAGGAAAUAAGUGAACAGCAAAAGGAAAAGGAGUUGAAAGGGAAACCUGUUCAAGAUCAGAACGAGGGGAAGGUCAAUGUGGGCGAGCCUCCUGCAGAUGAGGCAGAUGAUGAAGAUGAAUGGGAAGACGCUAGUGACGAUGAGGAGGAAAUAGUGGGAGAGGAUGUAUCGGACAGUGAGGACGAACUGAAGGAAACCAAGGAUCUUGAGGAGGAGGAGGAGAAGAAAGAUGGUGCGGGAGUAAUGGAGGAUGUGGCAAAGGGAGCUGAGCUGGUGCAGUCCCCCUGCAGAAGCCCAGAGACCAGUGUUCAAGAACAACAAGCUAGGAAACCCAGAGAAACACCCAAACUUCACAUCCCUCCACAGGAUAUAGCCAUGCAACCGAAGGAGUCCGGAAGCAAGCCACUCAGUCCGUUCUCCCUAGAGGAGUAUCGUCCAGUGAAAGACUGGGCAGAGGAGAUGGAAACAACAUCACCAAGAGCCACUGUGCAGCUGAACCCCUUACAAACAGUGAAUGCAGCAAAGGAGGAGCAGAAAGUGGAGGUCAAGUCUGGGGACAGUCCCAAUGUUGGAGAGUCGGAUUUAGAAGCUGGGAAGGAGCAGGAAGCCAUGGCUGACCAGGCACCUCCACAAAAUGUCAGCGGAAGCUGUAAUCCUGCUGAUGAAAUCCUGAAAGAGCAGGCAGAACUGGAGAUUGACGAUGCUAAUAAGACCAGCGACACUGCCACCAUAGUGGUUACACAAGCAACAGCAGAGAAGCAGCGUAAUCAGCAGGAGGCCAACAAGACAACAGGAGAUGUUUCGGAACCCACGACAAGGACAAAACAGAGGACAGAUUGUGUGGAAGGAAAUGAGCCCAGCUCAGGUUGACCAGGACCACUGGAUUGGAGACUGUCCACUCGGUUAGAGAAAGUCGCAUCAAUCCACACGUGGGAAGAUAAUUGGUGUACCAAAAACUGCCAUUAAAUGAGUUCAGAACUAGCCAGAGCAGAAGUUGUGAAAAUCUGAUUGGUGUCGGAAAUUACUGGGCCUGGGGUUGAAGGGUCAGAUUAGAAUUCUUGAAAUGUCAUCGGGAAUGACUAUAAUCUUUACACGAAAAGGUUUUGAGAACUAUAAAUGUAUAUAUUCAAGUAGUUGCAAGUGAACUGGCGGCCUCCCCAACCAUAACAUUGAACAAACUGGGUUGAAAGGGUCCUGCCUUUCGGUUUGGGGAGAGAAACUAUUGGUUGAAUGUUAUUUUUGCAACACUAAAUAAUGCAUUACAUCUCUAUCAUUAUAAUAAACAUGUUCUGGACCAAA